UAGUUGCUUAUAAAACGUAAACAUUGCGUUCUUGAAUUCUGGAAUUUGUGUAUUGUGCUCAAAAUGGGUGAACGCAAAGGCCAAAACAAAUACUAUCCGCCGGACUAUGAUCCCAAGAAGGGCGGACUUAAUAAAUUUCAGGGCACUCAUGCCCUGCGCGAACGUGCCCGCAAAAUUCAUCUGGGCAUCAUCAUCAUACGUUUUGAGAUGCCCUAUAACAUCUGGUGUGAAGGCUGCAACAAUCACAUAGGCAUGGGUGUGCGGUAUAACGCAGAGAAGACGAAAACCGGCAUGUACUAUACUACUCCUGUGUAUAAAUUUCGCAUGAAGUGUCAUUUAUGCGAUAAUCAUUUUGAAAUACAAACGGAUCCUGGCAAUCUGGACUAUGUGAUACUGUCGGGAGCGCGACGGCAAGAGAAUCGCUGGGAUCCAUUGCAGAACGAGCAGGUGGUGCCUGAAACCAAAGAGGUGCAAAAGAGACUUUUCGAUGAUGCUAUGUACAAGCUGGAGCAUCAGGCAAAAGAUGCCAAGGCGGCGGCAGAUGUGAAGCCUGUGCUACAAAAGCUUGUAGAGCGAAAUAAAAGCGUCUGGAAUGAUAGCUACGAGGCCAAUUGUCAACUGCGUGCCGCUUUUCGGCAGCAAAAGACUGAAAUCAAAGGACAACAGGAGCUGGAUCGCCAGCUGCUGGCCAAGAGCAGUCUGGACAUAGCGUUGCUGCCAGAAGUGCCGCAGGACCGAGAGAUGGCUGCGCUGAUGAAACUGCAAACAAAAUCGGCCAUAGAGCGCGAGUCAGAACAGCGACUAGACCUGCUCAUGCGUCCUGCUUUGCCAGGUGCUACAACUACCACCUUUGGCGGGCUCAAACGCCAAAAGGUACUUAACACACAGCUGCAGCUACAAGAUCUGGGCAUUAGACGCAAGGAAGCAAAAGCUGCAGCAGAGCAGCAAUCGUCGCUUAGUCUAGUGGGCGACUAUGAUAGCUCUAGCUCUGGCAACAGCAGUCCGGAUACUAAAGGUUAAAAAACAUUUUUAGACACUCAAUAAAUUAAUAUAUU
Molecule: messenger RNA, 1055 nt
Organism: Drosophila busckii
Lineage: Eukaryota; Metazoa; Arthropoda; Insecta; Diptera; Drosophilidae
Product: coiled-coil domain-containing protein 130 homolog
Exons: 1
Coding region: 64-1020 (318 amino acids)
Biological process (GO): mRNA splicing, via spliceosome
Cellular component (GO): U2-type spliceosomal complex; post-mRNA release spliceosomal complex
Source: RefSeq, a predicted model, not a curated record